Molecule: messenger RNA, 906 nt
Organism: Capra hircus (goat)
Lineage: Eukaryota; Metazoa; Chordata; Mammalia; Artiodactyla; Bovidae
Product: zinc finger protein 709
Exons: 5
Coding region: 1-906 (301 amino acids)
Biological process (GO): regulation of transcription by RNA polymerase II
Cellular component (GO): nucleus
Molecular function (GO): DNA-binding transcription factor activity, RNA polymerase II-specific; RNA polymerase II transcription regulatory region sequence-specific DNA binding
Source: RefSeq, a predicted model, not a curated record
AUGGUAACACACACUGGAGAAGGACCCUAUAAAUGUAAGGAAUGUGGGAAAGACUUUAGUUGUUCCGCUUCAUUUCAAGCCCAUGAAAGAACUCACACUGGAGAGAAGCUCUUCAUAUGUAAACAGUGUGGUAAAUCCCUCAAGUCUCCUCUAGGCUUGCAAAUCCAUGAAAGAAACCACACUGAAGAAAAACCCUAUGAAUGUAAGCAGUGUGGUAAAGCCCUCAGCUGUCCUAGUUCCUUUCAGAGACAUGAAACGACUCAUGCUGGAGAGAAGCCAUAUGAAUGUAAACAGUGUGGUAAAACUUUCAGUUGGCCCAGUUCCUUUCGAAUACAUGAAAGAACUUAUACUGGGGAGAAACCCUAUGAAUGUACAGAAUGUGGGAAAACCUUCAUUUAUCACACAACCUUUCAAGGACACAUGAGAAAGCAUACUGGAGAGAAAUCCUAUAAAUACGGACCUUAUAAGUGUAAGGAAUGUGGGAAAGCAUUCCGUUUUCCCAGUUCUUUUCAAAUUCAUCAGAGAACUCACACAGGCGAGAAACCCUAUGAAUAUAAACAAUGUGGCAGAGCGCAACAAAAGCUCCACCUGAGGCGGGGAACCACAAGUGAGACGCGACCCCAGCGCAUCCACGAGGAGGAACAAUGUCCACGCCAGGCAGAGAGUGCCCCCACGCACCUGCCCUUGAUGCGCUCCCUAGAGGACCCUUCGAAAGGACGCUCCCUCCCCACCACCAUCACGCUGCCCCCAUGGUUACAGAAGUGCUGCCUGCGCCCCGGAGGCGUGGUGACGCGGGGUGACCCAGCAGGAUCCCCGGGUGCGGCCGGCAGGUCCAGGAGGUCCAGGUUCCAGCGCUUCCGGCCGCCGGGGAUCACCUGGGCCGCCCCCGGCGGCCGCGUCCUUUAA